AUGAGCAAUAGGAGAUCUGAUGUGGCGAUUCAGAACCAAGAAACUUGGCCUGAACAUGGUCACAGCCAAGGAGGGAUACAGCGCACAUACCGCUGUUACUGCUCGCCAAACAUUCCUCUGGACGAGUUUAUGAGCUACGUAGAUGAGUUCGUAGACGCCACAAGAACAAGCGGAUACGCGUAUGUAAUAUUAGGGGAUCUGAAUGCAAAAUCACCACAAUGGGGAUCACCGAACACUGAUCGAAGAGGGCACUAUCGCAGCAGGCUAAUUGCGGAAGUUGACCUCGUCGUCCUAAACCCUAGAGCCGGACCAACUUUCUCUAUAGGAUGUGCAGAGCCCUUCAUAGACGUCACGCUGGCUACGCAAAGACUUGGCAGAAGCGUGGAAAAGUUUCAUUUCAAAGACUAUCACCAAGCGAAUAAGCCGGCAGAUUGGGACAUUGACAGUGGAUAUAACUUUGACGCCAAUAUGACUAGGAGAUCAUUUUUAAAUCACCCAAAUAAUGCAUACGUGACGGGAUAUGAGAACGGCUUACACAUUACGUUUAAACAAUUAGCAAGUGAACUGGACUACUUGUGCCCACAAAAUUUACAAGGUUUCAGAGUGCCGCUAGAGUCAGGAAAGUAUGCAUGUCCUAAACACGCCGCCAGCAUCAUCUAA
Molecule: messenger RNA, 660 nt
Organism: Acanthoscelides obtectus
Lineage: Eukaryota; Metazoa; Arthropoda; Insecta; Coleoptera; Chrysomelidae
Source: the annotation of a GenBank genome assembly